Dermacentor andersoni is the source of this 1975-nucleotide messenger RNA. RefSeq names its product adenosine receptor A2a-like. Gene Ontology annotation, cellular component: plasma membrane. Lineage: Eukaryota; Metazoa; Arthropoda; Arachnida; Ixodida; Ixodidae. The record is from RefSeq and is a predicted model, not a curated record. Gene Ontology annotation, molecular function: G protein-coupled receptor activity. Gene Ontology annotation, biological process: G protein-coupled adenosine receptor signaling pathway; adenylate cyclase-activating G protein-coupled receptor signaling pathway.
GCCUGUCGCGGGCGCGCCGCGGCGGCCGCCGCUUUGCAGCUCAAGUGCGCGGGCCUCUCGCCUCGGAGGCCGGCGGCACGGACGCGCUCAUUUCUACCUGAUGGCCUCGGCGUGGCACUUGUCGAUGUGGUGCCCCAGGCGAUCAGGGAAGGCCCAAUGACUCCGGGAAUACCCAGGGACAUCGACACGGAACUCCGAAGGGUUCCAGACAGCAGCGCGAGAUGACAGAGGGCAGCCUAGGAGCCCAGUGCGACAGGCACUUCACCGAGAGCCCUCCAAUUCGAUGACCAUGGAGGCAAACCGCACGACUUGCAACCCUGCAAAGUACAGGGUCAGCAGUAUCGUCUGGGUGGCCGGCAUCCAGUGCAGCCUCGCAGUGGUCGCUUUCCUGGGGAACCUUCUUGUCAUCGUGUCCGUGUGCCGGUGCACCCGACUUCGCACGAUCACCAACUACUUUGUGCUGAGUCUCGCCUGCGCGGACCUGCUGGUCGCACUCAACGUCCCUUUCUAUGACGCUUUCUACUUUUUCGAGCAUCUGUCGUGCCACAGAAGGCUUUGCAUGUUCCGCUACUGGUUCGCUACGUACUCUACCGCCUGUUCCUCCUUCAGCCACCUGGGCGUCGCCGUUGACCGGUACGUGUCCGUGGUGCAUGGCAUAUCGUACCACCGCCUCAUGCGAUACCGACUUGCCGCCGGCUACAUUGUCUGCGUGUGGAUCUCAUGCCUGCUGUACAGCCUCUUGCCUUACAUGGGCAUCGGCGACAACAAGGACUAUCCGUUAGCCCUGGAUGUCGUUCAUGUCGUCUGCGAUCUGACUUAUGUCUACUCCCGCAUCUACAUCCUAGUGACCGUGGGCAUCUCGACGGUUGGCACGACCCUGACUCUGGUCUUAUACUUCUUCGUGUUUCGCGCCUCGUGGAAACACUUGAAAGCGGUGGCGUCCACCAGCGACGCUCACCACCGAGUCAGGCAAGAGGCCCGCACCGCGUGCACCAUGGCGCUGGUGUUGGCUGUGUGCAUACUGGGUGUCCUUCCCUACUCCGUCAUUGUCCUCAUUCCGUUCUUCGUCGACGUGAGCACGAGCCUGCAGGUUCACGUAAAGCCGUACGUGAUCUGUCUGUUUUUCGGCAAAUCAUCUCUGAACCCCGUCAUAUACGGAUGGAAAGCUAAGGAUUUGAGGGCUGCCUUCCGCGACAUUUUGUGCCCACGAAAAUCGAACGGUGCGAGGCCAACGUGAGUGCAACAUUACCGUGACGAGUUGUUGGUGUCAUUUCUGCAAAGGAACGAGGACCGUUACAAGAGAAGUGUUGCUUUUCAGCAGCCUGAAGCCCUUCACGUGGGUAUAGUGUCGUUCUUAGUAUACCCUGUAAAAAUACCCUCAUGUGCAAUAGGAAAUAGAGCAGCAAGUUUGCAUUCAUUGAUGAAAAUAGUCUCCCCAGCCGAAAUGGAUUAUUGUCGAAUGGCAGGUCAAUAAAAGCUGGCUGGUGUUCCAGUAUUAAGGUUUUAACUGAAUACAAAUGACAAUGGGGAUGAAGCGAUGCUGCAAUUAGAUUCGAAAAUUCUACUUAAGUGCAUUUCGAUUAUACUCAUCCGAUAAAAGUUUGAAUCUGACAUGAAAAUAUUUAGCGAUAACAUUUUCUCUAUAAUUUCGCGAACAUGAUGGAACACUUUUCUAUUUGACGAAGAUGUAAAACCUGUUUCUUUUCCCAGAUAGCGGGUGUAGCCCGUAAUAUUGCACGUCACCAUACAGCAAAACACUGUGAGACAUUAAAACCUCCAAUCGACGUCCGUAGUCACCCAAAGUGAAAAGUUGCAUAACAUCAUAGUUGACAUCUGAGUCACUUACGACAGAGCCUCAGUUACGAAGAAACGAGAUUAAAGGAACGAUCUCACUUCAUUAACAUCUGCAGUGUUUCACUUGCAACCGUGUCGUUUAUCGAGUGUACCUUGGACCAAAAUAAAGUAUGCCUAUUUA